Molecule: messenger RNA, 243 nt
Organism: Prunus armeniaca (apricot)
Lineage: Eukaryota; Viridiplantae; Streptophyta; Magnoliopsida; Rosales; Rosaceae
Source: the annotation of a GenBank genome assembly
AUGACGUCACACCUUCCCUUCGGAAGGCAUGAUGACGUCACACCUUCCCUUCGGAAGGCUCCCUUCCGAAGCUUGGAAGGAGACCUCGCGAUGACGUCACACCUUCCCUUCGGAAGGCAUGAUGACGUCACACCUUCCCUUCUGAAGGCUCCCUUCCGAAGCUUGGAAGGAGACCUCACGAUGACGUCACACCUUCCCUUCGGAAGGCUCCCUUCCGAAGCUUGGAAGGAGACCUCGCAAUGA